Messenger RNA from Umbelopsis ramanniana AG, 428 nucleotides. RefSeq lists its product as uncharacterized. The transcript has 2 exons. Gene Ontology annotation, cellular component: cytoplasm. The coding region runs from base 121 to 354 and encodes 77 amino acids. Lineage: Eukaryota; Fungi; Mucoromycota; Umbelopsidomycetes; Umbelopsidales; Umbelopsidaceae. The record is from RefSeq and is a predicted model, not a curated record.
AGCAAAGAUGCAAGCCCCUCCCUCCAUUCUCUAUAAAACAUUGAUAUUUCUUCUUCUUCUGAAGAUCUCCAUACAGUUCGCAAGUUAAUUAUUGAAAUCCAACUCCAAUCUAUAAUCAUAAUGACCAUGUUCGGUAAAGUUGUGCACUUUGCAGCCGAUGCUGUUCUUGUCUCCACAGUGUUGGCUGGAAUCAAGCGCAGCACUGGUCUCCAACCUGCAACUUCCACAAUGAAUAUGGCUGAUCCUUAUGUCAAUAAGUCGAUAAUUGAUAAAUACCUUGAUAUUGGCGACUGGGUUCUUGAUACCACUGCCGACUUUAUGAAAUCAUCACCAUAUUUUGAAAAGAAACCUUAGAUAAUAAUUACUAGUUGAACAUAACAUCAUUUUGUAAUAAACUGGCCUGCAUGGAUGCAAAUGUAAUAUCGACA